CCAAAGCCAGUGGUAGAUCUUCGCUACCUGCAGAACCGAGACAUCUACCACGCCAUCCCCACCGAAGACGUCCCCACUGCCUUUCUCUACUCCAGCCAGCGCCCUGCUCCACAUGCAACCCUGCCAGAUCUACUCCAAGGAGGCCACUUCCGUCGAGCUGCCGACGCAUCUCUCAAGGCCAUCUAUCAGUGCAGACCAGAUGCCGCUGACAAAAUCCUCACUCUGCUGUACACCCGCCUGGCAUGCUUGAUUCUCAUCUCCCGACCAGAUCUCGCUGCUGCAGAAGCCGUGCCGCUCACAGAUGUCCUUGUUAGAAACACGCCUGCCGCACAGGAUCUGAUUCCACUGAUACCAUGGCAUCUGAGGCUACUGUUAGUCAGACUGCAGUCGAUCGGAGCCGCCGACGGAGGGCGUCGUGGCAUCAUGGCACUCUAUGCGCUAGCUGCUGAAGUUCGCUGCAACCUGAAGUCGGCUCAGGCGGCCGAAAAUGAAUCUGAGACAGCGCUCUGGAGCGAUCGACUGCAGGACCUCGGCCUUAGAGUCUGUGACGCACUCGUAGAAAUGGGCGAGUUGGAGACUGCUACCAGGCAUCUAGACACCUUGGUCAACGUCGAAGCCGACGAGUUAGCAUACAGGAAGGCCUUACUCAGAAUGAGAGUGGGCGACGUAGAAGGCGCGAAGAGGAGUGCUAGCAAAAUGCUUGACGAGAAGAGGAAACGCGGUUUUGAAGCACUCCUCCAAGUUGCUGAUGGCCAUUACGACGAUGCACUACGAAGCUGGCAGUCUCUGCUUACCGAGUACCCCGGCCACGAAAUGUUUGCCCUCAAUGCUGCCGUCUCGCUAUUGUACACCGGCCACAUCACAUCUGCUCGAGACGUCUUGGAAGAUCUCGCCGAAGAGCUGCCCAUGUUCCCCACACUGCUGUUCAACCUUGCUACCGUCUACGAGCUUUGCACAGAGCGAGCAGCCGAACGCAAAACCUCUCUCGCAAUACAAGCAGCAGCUCGCACGCCUGGCCCCGAGAGCGGCGGAUGGGAACGUGCCACUUUCGAAUUCAAGCUCUAG
This is a messenger RNA of Pseudocercospora fijiensis CIRAD86, 1065 nucleotides long. RefSeq lists its product as uncharacterized. Gene Ontology annotation, molecular function: protein binding. The record is from RefSeq and is a predicted model, not a curated record. The annotation marks the transcript as partial. Gene Ontology annotation, cellular component: TRAPP complex; Golgi apparatus. The transcript has a single exon. NCBI's taxonomy places the organism in Eukaryota, Fungi, Ascomycota, Dothideomycetes, Mycosphaerellales, Mycosphaerellaceae.